GACCCACCCACACUCAUACGCUGAGGUUAUAAAUCACAUAUAACUGUGGACAUCUUUAGACGGAGUUAAGAAGUUAAUCCGUAACAAGGGGACAUCGGACCAGAGAAUGACAGUCGUUUCUAUGACUUAACUGUGUGUAUAGUACCCACUCUCUGUGGAGGAGAAAGAGUGUGUUCAGUCCGGCUCAGUGCCUCAGCAGUAAUGUAAUCUGAUGUCUUCACAAAGGCAAGAAGAGAAGACAUCAAAACACAGCUGAACUGAAGUGGCUUCAAACCAUAUACAAUUCCAAAGUGAAACCUGAAAGCAGUUAUCAUACAUCAGAUAUUUCUUCAACUACCCAAUCCAACUACUUAUUCAGUAUGCCUCUGUACAUCCAUGCCUUGGCAUGUGCUUUCGGUCUGGGCUCCUGGGUGUCCAUCAAUGGCUUGUGGGUGGAGCUUCCUCUGAUAGUCAAUGUUUUGCCGGAGGGCUGGGAUUUGCCCUCGUACCUCACAGUCAUCAUUCAGCUUGCCAACUUAGGUCCUCUGCUGGUGACCCUUGCACACAAAUUCUGUCCCGGGCGACUACGUGAAAAUCUGGUCAUCUAUGCGGUCUUGUCAAUUGGUGUUGUAGCUUGUGUCUUGCUUGCUGUGUUUUGGAAGAACACCACCGUGAUCCUCGGGCAACCUCAUAGCACAGCAUUUUUCAUUCUCACGUUUUUUCUCGCUCUAGUUGACUGCACCUCAUCCGUCACCUUCCUGCCAUUCAUGAUGCAACUUCCAGCCAAAUACAUCACCACAUACUUCAUUGGAGAAGGUCUGAGCGGUCUGGUUCCAGGGCUGGUGGCGCUGGCGCAAGGAGUCGGGAUGUCGAAAUGUGUCAAUGUGUCGCACGUAUCGGAUAACCUCACUGAGCCCGAACCUUCAACCUUCAUCAUGGAGACACAGUACCUCCCUCCUAAUUUCUCCACUGAGAUCUUCUUCUCCUUCCUGGCCUUAAUGACAGCAAUAAGCCUGGGUUCCUUCAUCAUAUUAAACCGUCAGCCUCGUACAUUUGAACUAUCCACAGAAAAUCUCGUCCCGGACUCAGAUGCUGUCGCAACAGUCUGCAGGGGUUUGGAGGGCCCCGUGGACCCCAAUCCAAAGACAAACAGUCCAGUAGAAAAGGAAAAACUGCUUCCUAAACCACUGCACUCCGGCUAUCAGCUAGCAUUUAUCUAUUUAAUGGUUCUGUGGGUGAACAGUGCAACAAACGGACUGCUGCCCUCAGUGCAGACAUUCUCCUGUAUACCAUAUGGAAACAUGGCCUAUCACCUGUCAGCUGCUCUGUCAGCGGUAGCCAAUCCAGUGGCCUGCAUCAUUGCCAUGUUUUUCCCUAAACGUUCAUUAGUAUUUCUGGGCAUCCUGUGUCUGCUGGGCUCUGUGUUUGGAGGCUACAAUAUGGCCAUGGCUGCCAUGAGUCCCUGCCCAUUACUCCAAGAUACACCUUUAGGGGACGCUAUUAUAGUUUUGUCCUGGGUGUUCUUCACUGGUCUGCUGUCUUAUGUGAAGGUGAUGGUGGGUGUGAUUCUAAGGGACCGGAGUCACAGCGCCCUUGUUUGGUGUGGAGCAGCAGUUCAAGCAGGCUCUUUGUUGGGCUCCGUCAUUAUGUUUCCACUGGUUAACAUCCAUCACCUCUUCCAAUCGGGAGAUGUUUGCAACACCAUAUGCCCAUUAUAAUAAGGGUUUAACAUGACUAACGGGAAUGAACUUUUACUUACUGAGCUAAUGAUGGUGACAUAAUGUUUAACGAACAUUUGGCACUUCCUUAGAUCUGCUUUCACGCUCUUCUCUUUUAUUUUCACAUUAACUUAACAUUUGUACUUUUUUUAAAUCAUUGUGGAUUAUUAUUUAUGAUGUUGUGAGUUCCUGAUAUCUGGAAUUAUCCACAAGUAUUUUGGGAUCAUUUAUGGAAUACCAGUGUAUUUCCUUCCAAUAUCAUAGCAAAAGCUGAUGAUUAUAUCAUUAAAUAAUUUUGCAUUGUAAAUGCUGACAAUUAAAUGAAUGUUCUCUGUUGAAUGAAUGUUCUCAAACAAGUAAAGCACUAUCAGUUCUGUGGUGUGUUGUCAGUUACAACUGAUAAUAAUUUUGGCUCGUCCCUCAAUCUGUACCUCAAUCAGCGCUCACAAUAGAAGUCCACAGACUUGUGUGGGUGUAUUGUUCUCUAUGUAAACCGUCCCUUUCUGUUCCUUGCACAUAUUAUGUGAAAGCUUUAUGGUUUAAUGGCUUCCAUUGCAGGAGGUUUUUUGAUAAAACGUGUUAAGCAUUUUUAAAAAUCUCAUACUUUCAACACUUUUUUAAACAUUUAUUAUAAUGCAUUCUUGCCCCAUAGACUACUACUGUAAAUGCAUUGCUGUACACAUAAUAUGUUUGUUUUAUUAAAGUGAGAUCAUUUUUUGGGGGAUAGUAAACACAUCCUGGAACAUGUCAGUCAUGACACUUUGUUAUCACUAGAUGGCACUGAUUUUCUGUAUAUUUUUGUGAUGACAGACAGCCUGGGGUUUUAAGGUGAACUAUUGCAGAAGGGUGUUACUGACAGCUUCAAUUUAAAAUGAAUAAAUA
This is a messenger RNA of Cyprinus carpio (common carp), 2579 nucleotides long. Its product is annotated as solute carrier family 52, riboflavin transporter, member 3-A. Gene Ontology annotation, molecular function: riboflavin transmembrane transporter activity. Gene Ontology annotation, biological process: riboflavin transport. Gene Ontology annotation, cellular component: plasma membrane. The record is from RefSeq and is a predicted model, not a curated record. NCBI's taxonomy places the organism in Eukaryota, Metazoa, Chordata, Actinopteri, Cypriniformes, Cyprinidae.